Molecule: messenger RNA, 1786 nt
Organism: Grammomys surdaster
Lineage: Eukaryota; Metazoa; Chordata; Mammalia; Rodentia; Muridae
Gene: Drg2
Product: developmentally regulated GTP binding protein 2
Exons: 13
Coding region: 104-1198 (364 amino acids)
Biological process (GO): cytoplasmic translation
Cellular component (GO): cytoplasm
Molecular function (GO): GTPase activity; GTP binding
Source: RefSeq, a predicted model, not a curated record
CUUGGUGCGCUUCCUGGUUCUGGCUGCUUUGCCUCCCGCACCAGACGUGAGUUCCCAGCGUUGUAACCUAUAGGCAGGGUGAAUCUCCGCCGAAGCUGCAACUAUGGGGAUCUUGGAGAAAAUCUCGGAGAUCGAGAAGGAGAUCGCUCGGACGCAGAAGAACAAGGCCACGGAGUACCACCUGGGCCUGCUGAAAGCAAAACUGGCCAAGUAUCGGGCCCAGCUCCUGGAACCAUCCAAGUCAGCCUCAUCUAAAGGAGAGGGCUUUGAUGUCAUGAAGUCAGGUGAUGCUCGUGUGGCACUGAUUGGCUUUCCCUCUGUGGGUAAGUCUACUUUCUUGAGUCUGAUGACCUCUACAGCCAGCGAAGCUGCAUCCUACGAGUUUACCACCCUGACGUGCAUCCCCGGGGUCAUUGAAUACAAAGGCGCCAACAUCCAACUCUUGGACCUUCCUGGAAUCAUUGAAGGAGCAGCGCAAGGGCGAGGACGCGGCCGGCAGGUCAUUGCUGUAGCACGCACAGCUGAUGUUGUCGUCAUGAUGCUGGAUGCCACCAAGGGAGAUGUGCAGAGGUCCCUGCUGGAGAAGGAGCUGGAGUCUGUGGGUAUUCGUCUGAACAAGCACAAGCCCAACAUCUAUUUCAAGCCCAAGAAAGGUGGUGGCAUCUCCUUUAACUCAACGGUCACACUGACACAAUGCUCGGAGAAGCUGGUGCAGCUCAUCCUACACGAAUACAAGAUCUUCAAUGCCGAGGUACUCUUCCGAGAAGACUGCUCUCCAGAUGACUUCAUCGAUGUGAUUGUGGGCAAUCGGGUGUAUAUGCCCUGCCUCUAUGUGUAUAACAAAAUCGACCAGAUCUCCAUGGAAGAAGUAGACCGUUUAGCUCGAAAGCCCAACAGUGUUGUUAUCAGCUGCGGUAUGAAGCUGAACCUGGACUACCUGCUGGAGAUGCUUUGGGAGUACCUGGCUCUAACCUGCAUUUACACCAAGAAGAGAGGGCAGAGACCGGACUUCACAGACGCCAUCAUUCUCCGGAAAGGGGCUUCUGUUGAACACGUGUGCCACCGCAUCCAUCGGUCACUGGCCAGCCAGUUCAAGUAUGCCUUGGUGUGGGGUACCAGCACCAAGUACAGCCCGCAGCGGGUGGGCCUGACUCACACUAUGGAGCAUGAGGAUGUCAUCCAAAUUGUGAAGAAGUAAUCAUACCACCUUCCUGCAGCUUGGCUCCUGGGGAGUUGGACCCCCUGGAACACACAAACAGGAAAAGUACAAACAUAUACCCCAGGAAGUGACUCUUGAGUUGGCUGGUUCAUGAUCUCCUUCAGUAAGCAGUGUUGGGACAGGCAAGGCUGGGGACCAGGGCUUAACUGAGGACAUUCCCUAUAAAGCCUGUACCUAUGGUAGGCUUACCAAGCAGCCUACAGCCUGUGGCCAUGUCCUGUGGCCCAUCUGAGCACUCAAGGAGCUAGUUACCCACAUCCUCCCAGCUAGACCUAAGCUGACCCCAGCUCAGGUAGGAUCCCCGAGGCUGAGACUCCUGACAGCAACUCUAGCACAUUGUGGUCUCAAGAUGAAGCCUUCCACGGGUCCUCCCAACACAGGGCUGUCCCUCGUGGAAGCCAGGGCCCAGCCAGUGUCCUAAAGUGCCUCCCCCUUGGAGCCCUUCCCAGAGCAGCCUCCUCCUACCUGGGUGGGACCUCUGAUCUAGCUCUGUUUCCUUCUAAGCUCCUAUGCCUGCCCUCUAUUCUGAAAUAAAAUUUAAAAAAAGAAAAAAGUGGUUCCAGACCA